AGCGCCACGAUGCGGAAAUGAACGGAAACAAAACCAAAACAAACAAUGAAACUUGCAAGGAGGAAACUUGUCUUCUGAUUUCGGAUUUGAAAGGAAACUGAAAAAUCUUGAUCUGCAAAAUCACCUCGGAACUCUCAAAAUGGUCAGCAAGAAAAAAUCAAUUGGCCCUGGCGUUGAAGGCGUUGAAAGUCUUCCUGGUUCUUCGGCGCCCAGCCCUGUUCCAUUUUCUGCUCUGAACGACGACGAGUUGAAGGCGGAAGGCAAGAAGCCUGUGUUCAAGUCAAAAACAUUCCAGCACAUGAGCAAAACAUCGAACAAAAAGAAAGCCUGGAAAUCUCUGAAGCAAAUUAUUGCUCAGGAGAGAACUCAGCCGAUGCCAGAAGGAUGUGUUCACUACAGUGCCAUUGAAGCGCCUCCGUCAUUCAAACCAGCAAAAAAGUACUCGGACAUCUUAGGAUUCUUAGCAAAAUACACUGAUCCCCAGACAAAACUUCGAUAUUCAACUUCAGCAGAGUUCUCUACAAUAAGAUCUCUGCCCAACGACAUAGUCACCGGCUACUUGACUCUAAGGAAAGCAAACAUCCAAGUUUAAUUUAUAAUUGGAUCUCAAAUAAAAUGCCUUUUUUUAAUUUUA
Messenger RNA from Neocloeon triangulifer, 634 nucleotides. RefSeq names its product INO80 complex subunit C. Gene Ontology annotation, cellular component: Ino80 complex. The transcript has 6 exons. The coding region runs from base 140 to 592 and encodes 150 amino acids. Gene Ontology annotation, biological process: chromatin remodeling. The record is from RefSeq and is a predicted model, not a curated record. NCBI's taxonomy places the organism in Eukaryota, Metazoa, Arthropoda, Insecta, Ephemeroptera, Baetidae.